Molecule: messenger RNA, 1378 nt
Organism: Helicoverpa zea (corn earworm)
Lineage: Eukaryota; Metazoa; Arthropoda; Insecta; Lepidoptera; Noctuidae
Exons: 1
Coding region: 270-1010 (246 amino acids)
Biological process (GO): regulation of actin filament polymerization; negative regulation of apoptotic process
Cellular component (GO): clathrin-coated vesicle; apical plasma membrane; sarcoplasmic reticulum
Source: RefSeq, a predicted model, not a curated record
CCAGAAAAUUUGCCGCUGCUUAGUUUUCUAAUGUUAAGCAUUUGUAUUUGCUGUCACGCUCUCCUACCGUCCUCAUGUCAUGCAAAAUCGGUAAGAAAAGGGAGAUUACAAUUAUUGAUAUGCUGAUAAUAAACUAAUGAGCUGGAGCUGGAUUGCAAUUAGAACAGCUGUCGAUUAAUUUUUUGUUUGUUGCGCAAUAAAUAAAAUAAUCAACAUUUACACGCAAAAACAUAAAACAUCACUGGAAAAAUCAUCAAGUUAAACUGAAAAUGGCAAGCAGCAAUUUCAUGGAAAAAUUACGGACCUUUUUUGGGUUACGACAGGAUCCACCUAGAAAUGAUUUCCGAAAUCCGAUUUGGAGUUCCGACGACGAAGACGACGGUGAUGAACUUUACACAAGACACGAAAUGGAAGACUUCACUAAUGCUAUGGACAUUCAUCAAGAGUUCUCCAGGCAGAUGCUGGAUAUGAUCCAAACGUUCGGUGCCAUGUUUGGUGAUAUAAAAUCAUUCAUUAACGAGAACCCUGUGGACUCUUUCGCGACCAUCAACCCUCUUCCCCCAGAACACAAUCACCCGGAACACUUCCAUGGAGACAAUAUAAGAGACUAUUAUCUGAAACCCGGCUACCACAGCCGUCCACAUGAGCAUGUUAAAGAAGACGUUGAUUUAGAUGGCAAAAUCUCAUCUAAUGAUUUAUCGGGAUUGUUCAAAAAGAAGAGAGACUCACAGAUUGGUCCUAUUACGCCCUUUAAUGGUGAGUUAGUGCCAGGCCGUUCCUUCUGCCAGACUAUCAUCACAACAAGUGUCACCAAGUCUGAUGGGUCGGUGGAAACCAGGCGGAUAGUCAAAAGCGGGAAUGAAGUGGUUGAAGAGACUGUCACCUCCACAUCCACUGGAACAGACACUCGAAUGCCACAAACACCAGGUUUGGAUCAAUUAUCAAGUCCCGGCCUUAUAUACAACAAUGUCAUGUCUGAACUCUCUUCUUUAUUUAGACAUUUUUAUUAAUAUUUAAUCCCAUUUCCAUAGUUGUAUACGUAGACCAUUUGGAUUAUUAGAAUAAGAUAACAAUUCUAUUUUCUCUUUCUUGCAGAGGAAUAAAUUGAAAUUGGUAACUUCAUAGUAUUUGCAUGUGAUAUGCAAAAUAUUGAUGUUUAAUUAUUACUAAAGUUUAUUCUUCAAUAUAUAGUCAACUACAAAAAAAAUCCUUGAAUUGUAGUCAUGAUAGCUAAUGGAUGUGAAUUACAAAUGAUUUGUUCCAUUACCUGUAGAUGUGGUUAGUAUAAGACCUUACUGUUAAUUACAUUGAUCAAACAAAUAUCUAUUGUUUUGGAAUUACAUCUUAAUAAAUAAAUAAAUACAUAAUAUGCAACCAA